Messenger RNA from Rhincodon typus (whale shark), 9012 nucleotides. It is a transcript of the gene stbd1, whose product is annotated as starch binding domain 1. The transcript is spliced from 2 exons. Gene Ontology annotation, cellular component: membrane. The record is from RefSeq and is a predicted model, not a curated record. Gene Ontology annotation, molecular function: starch binding. Bases 13 to 1263 code for a protein of 416 amino acids. Lineage: Eukaryota; Metazoa; Chordata; Chondrichthyes; Orectolobiformes; Rhincodontidae.
CCGGCAGCUGGGAUGUGUCCAGAGCGUCAGCUGAAAAGGCUCAGACUGAAGUGGCUUUCUGGAUUAGAGUCGGAGGUGUCUGAGUGUCCGGCAAUGGCAGUGGGGCUGGCGAGUUUGUUGCAGGGGAUAGUAGUGAUGUUGAGCAGCGUGUGGACAGUGUUGCCGCUGGCGUUGGUAGUCGCUUUCAGCACCUGGCUGUGGUUUCAGAGAGGCAAGAACCAGAAGGCACUGGAGAGCCCGGAGGGAGCUGGGCCAAAGAGCACUUCCCCGGAGGGCAGUGACCGCAGCCUUGGGGAGAGCAGCUCUGAGGACGGAGAGAGAGAGGGCUGUCAGCAGGACACUGCUGAUAAAAUUACAGUUUCUGAAAGUGACAAUAUGCCAGAGAUCAAGACAGCAGAAUUGAACGUUAGUACUCAGCAGUCUCCAGUUGACCAAAAAACUGUGGCUUUAGAGGCUCAAGAUAUUCCUGAUGCAGUGGUCAAGAUUCAGGAGAGUGCACAGGACCAAAAUUUGUCAAAUAAGCAGGAUCCAGCUGAUUCCAGUCAGAAGAAUAUUUGUGAGAAUAACCAGACAAAAAAUAACUCGAUGGUUGGGCAAGUUACUGUUCAUAAUGCAAGCAUGGCUGAAGACUGUAAUUUCAGCAAAGAGGAGAUGUAUGUUUGUGAAACUAAGUGCACUGACAAAAGUGGAAACAUGUAUGAAAAAUUUGACCAUAAAGAUGAAGCUUCUGAUCAAAUGUUGAAACCAGAUAAAAUCAAUGGAACAGGCUAUCUAAAAGAAGCACCUGAUACUAAUAUCUGCAAAAAUGACAUUGACAUGAGUAAUAAGUUGGAAUGUCUUAAAACUGAAGAGGAAAAAGAUAAAAAAUUCUUCCAAGAGCAUGUUAAUGCUGAGUCAGAAAGAAUGAAUGCAAGUUCGGAGCCUGAAAACAUUGCUAGGAAAGUUGCUGCAGUAUCUCCUUUGCCUCUCAACAUAGUCUCUGUAAACUUUAAUGUUCACUAUAUUACUUACUUAAAUUCUCAGAUCCUUGCAGUGACAGGAAACCAUGAGUGUCUGGGGCAAUGGGAGAGGUAUGUACCAUUAAAACCAAACAAGGAUGGAUUCUGGUCCAGUUCCAUUUUGCUCCCAGUGAAUUCCAAGAUUGAGUGGAAAUUUGUGGUAGUGGAAGAUGGAAAGAUCUGCAGGUGGGAGGAGUGUUUCAAUAGGAUGCUUGAGACUGGUCAUGAAGACUUUGAAGUAUAUCAGUGCUGGGGUUACCAUUAAAUAUCAUGCUGAUGUUGGAGAAACGUAAUAUUCGAGUGAGUGCACUAGUUAGUAAUGUGGAAUGAUGGAGUUCAAGAUUUUGAGUUCAUUUAACUGCUUCCAAAAAGGGAACUGUAUGUCAGUGAUUUAUGUAACUUUUUCACUGGAUGGUAAUGACUUUUUCUUUUUUGCUUUUUUUUUCUUUUUUUAAAAAAAAAAGCAAUUUCUUUGUCUCCCUAUUUUUGUGCUUUGACUUCAGAAUGUUGGCUGCCUGAAUUUUUGCUGUGCUGGUUUGUCUGUGCGUAAUAACUUGCUGCUAAAAUGUGCUUUACAAAAUAACCUUAAAUAUCAUCUCUUCCAGAGGACAGUAAAUCAGUGACAUAAGGCUAAAAUAUUCCAGCACUUACUAUAAAUGUAAUUAUACAAGAAUUACUGCAUGCAUAUAAUCACUUACUGUCAUGUGCACCUGUGGGAAAAUGCUUAAUAUCCAUAUUUAAUACUUUCAAACAAAGAAAACUAAACUUUUUUGCAUGAAGAUAUUGAAGUGUAGCAAUGCCCCUCCACCCCACCCCUCCCCAAACAACGUGUAUGAGAGCAUUGCUAUUUAAGUAUAUUUUAAAAAAUCUAAUGUUGCACUUCUCUUUAAGAAUUAAAAUCAGUAGUAUUAAAAUUUUUGCCAUUACAUUAUAAAUUUUUCAAAUUACUGUUCAGAUGUUUUGCCUCUUUCUAACAAGUAAUACUUGUUUGGGGACAGAUGGGUUUAAAAAGAUACUGAAACUUUUUGGCUUAAUUAAGACUUUUUUUUUUUUGCUUUUACAUGUUGUGAAUCUUUGUUUAGCCUUAACUACUGAAUUGUUAAAGUUUUUUUUGUGGCAUGUGAAUGCUACCUUUUUUUUGGUAGGGUAAUAAAAAUGGUAUUCAUGUACUUUUUUAAUCUGGUUACUAAAUUUAAAUCCUGAAAAGGACAAAAUGUGCUACUCAGUAUAAAACCAAUAGCUUACACUAAAAUUGUGAAAUUAAUUUUAUGUAUUAAGUCUUGCAUUGAAAUAAUGUUGAACAGUCUCUUCUGAUGCUAGUGCCCAAAUCUGACCUACAGAGAUUGGAGUUCAAACAAACCUAGUGUUGAAUAGGGAGUAGAUUUACUUUAGGUUUAAAGGUAUUUACAGUCUUGGAUCCUGGAACACACAAAUGUUUGAUUCCUUAUUUAGCAGAUGUUAAAUUUUUGAUUUUAACUUGAGGGCUAGUUUUCAAUAAUUCAAGAACUUUUCAACCCCUUAACUGCAAAGCCCUGCAGGGAAAUAGCCAUUGUUCUAGUCCAGGGGGGCGUAAACACUCAACAAGCUAAUAAACUUGCUGUGGUUGAACAAACCAAUUUAAUUUAUUCUUGUUUAAUUUGAACUUGCCUUCAUAAAUCAGCAGUUUAAUUUGUGAUUGCUACAUUUUUUGAAUCUGUCAAGAGGACUGAAGUUUGAAAUAAUGCUCUGUUUACCACAGUUUUUGUAAACUUUACGAGGCUGAAAGAGUUCCUUUCCUAAACCUUAAGAAUUGUCCCCUCCAUCCUGAAUCUUCAGUCAAGUUCUCCGGUUUCCAAGUUUAUAAUGCCUUAUUUUAAAAAAAAAAAAAAAAAAAAAAAAAAAUUAUCUUGAUUAUAGAGAUCACUGAUUUUUUUUUUCUAUAACUUUGAUUUAUAGUCAGAAUUUUAAAUUGAAUUUUUUUCAGACAGUAAGCAACAUCAUUUUGCCACACUGAAACUAGUUAGCUCAUUUCAAACUUGUGAUUUACAGCACAUGUCUACAAACACUAGACCCUGAAUAUUAUGAUAUUGAGUUUCUGCACGCAGUUCUAAAUUUCUAGGAGGUGCUGUUUCUAAGGCAACUUUUGGGAAUCUUGCCUUGAUCUAUUGAUGCUGAAACCCUCAAUUCAAUUUCCACCUAAUCAGUCUGAAAAGUGACUUAUGAAAUAUCAACUGGAAGUUGCACAACUUUUUUUCUCAUUCCUUUUAAAUAUUUUGGGAAGCCAUUAUAAUGUUCUCAGAUGCUGCUUAUUAUUACUGAUUACUCCUGUUUAUAUAUUUUUUUAAUUUAGAAAGUGCAAGUCAAAGUGGGCUAGAGAAACAUUCAAUUUUGCCAUAGUUUUUAAGACAUUCUCUUUUUUUUUUGUGUAGUACCAUCUGGCCAAGAAUUGAAUUUGUAAUAUACUUUCCACAAAAAAAACUUUUGACUUGUAUUUUUAAAAUAGUCUGAAGAAUCUUUUUAAAAAUUCUGCCUUUCAUGCAAGAUGAAAUCAUCAUCAUGCCCCUGAAAUAGGAGUGGGGGGUGGGGUGGAGACUAAAUACCCAAUUGGACAGUAGUAAUGUAAAGACUGCAACACAAUUGUUUUACAUUUGGGGAAAUAAUGAAUCUGUUCAUGGAUCAACACAGUCUCUAGUUUUUUAAUCAUGGUAGACAAAUUGCUUUCUGUAAUUAAUACUUCUGCAUAACAACAUUUUAACUGCAGUGAUUGUGUGGAAAGAGGAUCAAUUCCAGCAAGCUAACACAAAUGUAUUCUCUCUCGCUCUCUCUCUCUCAUUUCAUUAUACAAAUGUAGCAUGAAAUCAUUAAAAUUAGCAAAUACAACACGAGUAUUUUGGCUACAACAGAUUCAACAGUGAGUAAUCUCCUGUAUAUAUUUCAAUUAACUUUAAUUACAUAUGGAUAGAUUGAACAGAAUGGGUUUCACGAGCUAUUAAAUAGCAGCAGAUUUUAUUUUGUGUACUGCAGCAAGUCAAAAGAAUAAAAUGCAGAAACAUGGACUUCACUUUUUGAGCAUUUUCUCUCUGUCUUUUACUCUUUUUAUCCUCUUCUCUUGGUUUCUGAUCAUGGAGGACAUUUCUGUAAAUCAAAUAUUUUGGAUUUAGUAAUAGUUCUGAAGUAUUAAUGAACAAAAUCCUCAAGCUAGGUUAAAUUAAACCACCUAAACAUGGUGGUUUUUGUAAUGUGAUUAAUGGAGGGGUGUACCAGAAUAACUGUCAAGGUUUCACUUAAACAUUUGUAAAGUUUUAUUUCUAACUAGUUUUCAAGUGUACACCAAAACCUAACAAAUUUGCCUUUUAAAAACUACAAUACCAUGAUUCUUCAGCUGAAGAUCUUCCACCAAGUUUUGCAGACCAUCCAGCUUGUUCUGCAGUUUCUUGCAGGCCUGCCCUGCGACAUCCAUCUGGUCAGUAUCUGAAGAGAGAAAUAGUGUACUGAAAUGAGGUAUGAAGGGAAACACUAGCUGCUAUGUCUCCUAAAUUGUAACAGUUCUUUCACAAUUGUGAAGCAGUAGAUAUUGAUGGGCAGAAUAGAAGGGUUUUUGGAAGAUGCAAGUCAAAGUGGGGAUAGAGAAACAAAGGGAGUGCAGAGGUCAAACUUUUAAUGAAAUUUGAACCAUAGGUUAGGAAUGCAAUUUUAAAAAGUCAAGUAUUAAGUGUUAUUUCUAAAUUGGGCUUCACUAAUUUUUCAAUUCUGUGCUAGACCCAUAUAAAACUUUUACACACCCUGUGUCAGUGCAGUUCUGAUUCUGUUAUCAAAAGAAGGUAGAAGCACUGGAGAGUUUGCAGAAAUCAGUACAAUUAGAAAUAUGAGUAUACAAAACAGCAAAGAUCAACACACUUAAAUUUGGUUAUCUUCUCUCUUGGAAAACAAAGGGUGACCUAAACGAGGCCUUCAAAACUAGUCAAGGUUUGACGAGGGGAUAUGAAGUGAAUCUUUUGUCCCAUGCGAAACAGCCUAACUAGAGGCAAUCAAAUACAAAAGAGAGCUUUCUUGGUGACUAAAAGAGAAUUCAGAACGUUAAUGCAAAGUGUUUUGUGAAACUCUGCUGCAGGGAAUUGAAGUGAAUAUGUGGACGUUUAAUGGGAAAUGAGGCCAGCAUAUGAGGAAGAUGGGAACAGCUAGCUUAUAAGGACUGAGGUUGGUGUUCAAGUCCCACCUGCUCCAGAGGUGUGUGAUAACAUUCUGAACAAACUGAUUAGAAAAAUAAUGUACAAGGAUAAAUUGAGAUGACCAAAGUUGGGAGGAGGCUUGAAUGCAGCAUUAACAUUAACAUAGAUUUGUUGGGCUGAACAGUCCAUUUCAGUAACCCAUAUCUUGCAUAAUUCUAUGGACGUAGGGAAAAAAUGAUUUGACUAACUUGGUUUAAGUUGGGUUUUUUUAAUAUAACUUGAAGUUGCCAUUUUGUGGGUAAUAUUUUAUACAAUUUGGGCACUGAUUCAAAAAUUUUUUUGAAAUCUUGUGAACUAUACUGAUAGCUGAUGUGAUCUUUGAGCCAAUAAUGUGUCCUAUCAAGAUAACCAAGUAAUAUGCAUGUCAUAUAAUUUUCCCCAUUAUUUAACUGCAAAUGCUAGCAUUGUUAAAACUGAAUCCUUCAAAGCAAACCAAAAGGUCAAACACCCUGUCAAGUCAACAAAAAGACAACUUUAGAAUAAGUGUUUAGUGGCUCCUGCUUCUCUCAGGUUACACACAGAUCUUACUGUUAUUUUGGAAGUGAAGUUCAUUUUCCAAAUAUGGUGAUGACAUGUAGCUGGUCCUUGAACAGCAUAGGUCAUUAACAACCGAGUUUUCCCUUCUAUAUUCGCACAGUGAACCAGUUAGCAAGGAAGAUACUGGUGAUCUUUCUGGACUCUGAUGCUUGGGGGAGGAGGUGUAGCACAGACCACUCGUCUGUAAUGAGUGGUUUGCUGUACAAGAGGAGGAAAAAAACAUUUUAUCUUUAGCAAAAUGUAACUGGGAAAUUGAAAUAUACAGUUAAGUUACACUAGCUGCAUCACAGGUUGUCAUCAUGAGAUCAAAACAGAUCUGAUCCUGAAUCAAAUUAAGUCACUGGAUUUGUAUAUCUGUUUCAUGGGUUCAGGCCUGUUUGGUUUUUAAGUUGGUCAACAAGUUUUGCAGAAGUUUGGUUUCAAAUAUUACUUUAUAGUUAGGUGUAAGCAAAUGUUUGCUGACAACAAGACCUUCACAGUUGGUAAGCACUGUGGGACUAAAGUAUAAAUUAGAACAGUAACUUGACCUUGUGAUAUUUUGUUUGACUGUUGGUAACUUGAUUUCUAAUAUCCUUGCAUUAUGGAUUUUCAUAUUCUUGGUUCAAAACAUCCCACUUCAGUCAAUUAUGAAGUAAUGUUUUGUGCUUUUAAAGAGUAAAGUGUAGACCUUUAACUGGUAAAGUAAUCUGUUUUAAUCCCUUCCAUUUAACCCAUUGCCAGCUAAAGUUCAGAUUUGAAAGGAUAUCCACUAUAAUAAAAUGGGGAAGGCAGCAACAUUUAAAAUAAUAAAACACUUCUUAAAAUUCGCACUCUCUCUCUCUCAAUCCUGUGCAAGUAUGACAAAAGCUAACUAUCCUUCCUGAUGAGCCGCCUGCAGACUUUAACAUGUUGACCAAACCACCACCCUCUUUCAGAUUUUUAUGCAAUGUAUUUAAAUUUCAUUAGCUAUCAUGCUGGAGUUUGAUGUACUGAAUGUAUAGGUUCAGUCUAGAUCACUAGGCGAGCAAUAUUACUUCUACCUCCACACCACACUCUUACCCUCCAAUUUAGAGUUUUUUAAAAAUCAAUCUGUUUGUGGAUGUUAUUACACACCUCUGGACCAGGUGUGACCUGGUCUCCUGGCUCAGAGGUAAGGACACUAGCAUGACACUUGAGGUUCCAUUCUUUACAAUCUAUUCAUAAUCGCAAAAUCUACUUCAAUUGCUUCUCUUUCUGCCCCAGCGCUGCUAACUGUGGUGUCUCCUAAGGAUAUUCCCUUAGUCCCUGCUUUCUAAUCCAGAUAAUGCCAUAGAAAUGUUGUCUUAAAAAAAAAUCCAGUUUCCAUGUCAACAAAACAAAGUGCUGGAGAAACGCAGUUUAAAGUUUAUGACAAAGGAUCACAAUUUCCUGUUAACUCGUGAAAGAGAAUUAGUAUUUCAAGUUCAGUCCUUAGAACUUCUGCUGUCAGACUUGCUGAGUUUCUCCAGCACUUAACCUGUAGCUGCUGGCAAACUAUUAUCUGUUUCCACAUGUAUGCUUAUUACAUCAAUUUCUACCUAAUCUUUAUUUCUCUCAACAAUUUUAGUGUCUCAAUUGUCAGACUGCUGGUCAAGCAAUCCAGUAAUGCAUGAACAGAAAUUUCCUCAAAUUGAGGGAAAACUGACUCUAUUGGUUUUGGCCCACAUCACAAACUCCAUUCUCUCAGCACUGACUCAGUCUGGCAAUUUUCUACUGUUGAACUCUGUCAUUGUCUGAUUCUGAAAUGGGCUUCCAACCAUUCAUCUGUGCCAUUACUAAGGCUAUCUACUUCCACCACAGGUUCAAUUCAGCUGUUGAUGAAACUUUCAUCCAUGCUUUUAUAAACCUUGGACUUGGCUAUUGCAAUGCACUGCUGUUCAGAAUCCCAUCUUUUUAAACUUGAGGCCUUUCAGAACUCUGCUAGCCAUGUCCUAACUCAAACCAAUCUUGUGCACGAUGAUCUACUUUGCCUUACAGUUAAGUACGAGCUUGGUUUUAAGAUUUCCCUCAUUUUCUAAUCCUUCCAUGGUUCACUGUUGUCUACUUCUUAACUCCUUCAAGGUCAGAAAUCAUAUAACACCAGGUUAUAGUCCAGGAGCCUCACUCCUCCUCCAGGUGUUAGCCAUACAACCUAUUGCUGAGGGCCGCCAUAUUGGAAAUUGGAGGAUUUAAGAACCUUAAAGGCCAGCACAGUUUAAAAAUGCAGCAACAAAGAGAAACCAACAUGCUUUUUAUCUCUUCUAGUUUCUUCAGCAUCCCUUUUUAAUUGCACCACUGUUUGUGGCUGUGCUUGCAGAAGUUCCCUUCCUAAUCUCCUUUUUUUUUCUUGUUUGAGACCCCCUGUAUGUUAAGGUAUGUUAUAUGAACAUCAAAGUAUUUCUAACACUUAAAAUCUACUUCGCUAAACAAUCACUUAGUAAUCAGCCUUACUGUGUCCGUCUGUAGUUUUGAGAUUUUGUUUGACCCUUUUGAAAUGGUUGUGGGGUGGUUUCAUUACAGGUGUUAGUCUCAUCAUUACAAAAAGCUGGCAUUCAGGGCAGAAUUUUGGAGGGAAAAAUCUACUGGAGUAUUUAAUCCACUUGCAAAGUGAAAGGAUGGUACAACAAACACUGGUAGGAGAACUUACUUUGGAAAUAAUUACAGUCCCUUGAUUCAUUGUGUUAGAAAGGUAAGGUUCUUUCUUGUUCUUCAGUGUGUUGAAUAUAGAAAAUUACUAUUUUUAUCUUGCAAGAACCUGGCCUUGAUUGCAUGACCAAAUAUUACACACAACUACAUACAUCUCAGUGGAACAGUUCAUUGUAAUUAAUUCACUAGAACUGACCUGUGUAAACUUAAAGGACAAGAGAAUGCAAGACAGAAUGCUGUUUAUAACACAUUCUUUUGGCAUGAUGAGAAGGUGGGGCUGGGUGAAGGAAAGGUGUUUCAAAAAGCCCAACAUAUGUACUGAAUGUAGAAUUUUGAACCAAGAGAAAACCUGUUUUACUAUGUUCCUAAAUAGUUGCUGCAGCAGAAUGGAGCUCAUACUACUUCACACAUGAACAGGAUCUGAAGUAAACUGAUUUUCUCUCCCAGCAGGCAAGGUAGAUAAGCUCUGUCAUAAAGGUGCCUGAGUAUGGUAUUGAAAGCCAGAGCUGCUUUGCCCUAUUGUGCAAAAUAACAAAUUAUUAGGGGCUAUGGAAGACGUUGGUCAAUAGGCUUUCUGCACAGUUUGGACAUAUCCAAGUUUGAAAACUUCAAAAUAAAUCUACAAUAAAAGUGCAGGAUACUGUAAA